This is a messenger RNA of Oikopleura dioica, 237 nucleotides long. NCBI's taxonomy places the organism in Eukaryota, Metazoa, Chordata, Appendicularia, Copelata, Oikopleuridae. The record is from the annotation of a GenBank genome assembly.
AUGCUGGAGAUGGAUACUAUUGCUUCAAACAAGCCACACUCGUUAAUCUCAAAUAUCAGACUUAUAUUAAUUGUGGAAAAAUUCCUGAAGAAACCUUUCUUAUCGAGCAGGGCCAGAAAGGAGAUGCAAUUUUUCACAAAGAACUUGAUGGUGCGAAUAAUACAAACGAAAAAUGGAAAUUCGAAAAGCAUUGCGAUGAAGGUGAUAGAGAUGUCUGUCUUACAUGGAGAAUAUUAG